AUGGCGUCAAGUAUGAAGGAAAAGUUUGAUAAAUAUUGGAGUGGCUUGCAUGAAAUUCUAGCUGUUGCAACUAUAUUGGAUCCUAGAUACAAGAUGAAACUAGUUGAAUACUAUUUCCCUUUGAUCUUUGGAGAUGAAGCACAGGAAGAGGUUGAAAAGGUUAGAGCAUUUGGUCAUAAGUUGCUCAAAGAGUACAAGAGACCACAUCGUUCGACAGAAAAUACAUCUUUGUUUCCGUCAUCUUCACAAUCAGAGUCGUCUACUACUAGUGGAAAAUAUUCUCGCAUGGCUGGUUUUGAUACAUUUGUUAGCCUUUCUGUUACUGCUGAUCAUGUAAAAACAGAAUUCGAUGUUUUUCUAGAUGAGCCAGUAUUGCCUAGGGUGGACGGUUUUGAUCUAUUGACAUGGUGGAAAGCAAAUUCAAUAAAAUAUCCGACUUUACAGAAGGUUGCAAGAGAUUUAUUAGUCAUUCCAGUAUCUACUGUUGCAUCCGAGUCAGCAUUUAGUACAAGUGAAAAUUUUGGUCCUUCAUCAUAUUCCGGAGCUUGUGCAAAGUUUGAUGACGAGGAUGUUGACGAAGAGGAAUCGACUUUGAGUUUUGACGGAUGCCAGUAA
This is a messenger RNA of Olea europaea var. sylvestris, 615 nucleotides long. RefSeq names its product zinc finger BED domain-containing protein DAYSLEEPER-like. The record is from RefSeq and is a predicted model, not a curated record. The coding region runs from base 1 to 615 and encodes 204 amino acids. Gene Ontology annotation, molecular function: protein dimerization activity; DNA binding. NCBI's taxonomy places the organism in Eukaryota, Viridiplantae, Streptophyta, Magnoliopsida, Lamiales, Oleaceae. The transcript has 3 exons.